AUGUCCAUUUUUCUUUCAAACGUUCUUCAUUUCUUUCUUUCUAUUUUAUAUUUUCAAAUGUCUAUUUUUUCUUUCUUUCUUUCUUUCUUUCUUUCCAUUGUUUUUUAUUUUCAUAUGUCCAUUUUUAUCGCUCAUCUUUUUCUUUCUUUCUUUCUUUCUUUCUUUCUUUCUUUCUUUCUUUCUUUCUCAUCUAUUAUCUUUCUUAUUAAUUUUCUUUCUUUCUUUCUUUUUUUCGUUCUUUUUUUACAUUUCAUUAGUUUGUUUUUUCUCUCACUCUUUCAUUCUUUCCUUUUGUCUUUCUUUCUGUUAAUUUUUUAUUUUCAUGUAUCUGUUUUUUCUUUUAUCUUCAGCUACCAUCUUCUUUUUGUCUUUCUUUUUGCCUCUUUUAUUCAUUUCAUGAGUCCGUUUCUUUCUUUCUUUCUUUCUUUCUUUCUUUCUUUCUUUCUCAUCUAUUCGCACUUUCUUUCUUUCUUUCUUUCUUUCUUUCUUUCUUUCUUUCUUUCUUGUCUUGUCUUGUUCAUUGCAAACUACCGUUGGAUGUUUUUUUGUUUUUUUUAUUUGUUUUUUUGUUUUUUUGUUUCUUUUACGUUUCAUUUUCUUCGUUUCCUUCUUUAUUUUCUCUUUAUCUAUCUUGAAACUUUAUUCUUUCUUUCUUUUUAUUUAUUGCAAACUCCUCUUGGCUUAGUUUUUCUCUCUCUCUCUAGGUACACUCUCUCUCUAGGUAGUUUCUUUCUCUCACUCUCUCUCUCUCUAGGCACUUUCUUUCUCUCUCUAGGCAGUUUCACUCUCUCGCUCACUAGGCACUCUCUCUCUCUAGGACCUAAAGAGAGAGAAAAACUACCUAGAGUAGUUUCUCUCUCUUUCUCACUAGGCACUUUAGGUAUUUCCCUCUCUUUCUCUAAGCACUCUCUCUCUCUCUCUAGUUUCUCUCUCUUUCUCUCUAGGCACUCUCUCUCUCUAGGCACUCUCUCUCUCUCUCUAGUUUCUCUCUUUCUCUCUAGGCACUCUCUCUCUCUAGGCACACUCUCUCUCUCUAAGUGGUUUCUCUCUUUCUCUCUAGGCUCUCUCUCUCUCUCUAGGCCUCUCUCUCUCUCUCUAGUUUCUCUUUCUCUCUGGGCACUCUCUCUCUCUCUAGAUUCUCUCUCUCUCUCUAGGCACUCUCUCUCUCUAGUUUCUCUCUUUCUCUCUAGGCACUCUCUCUCUCUAGUUUCUCUCUUUCUCUCUAGGCACUCUCUCUCUCCAGAUUCUCUCUUUCUCUCUAGGCACACUCUCUCUCUAGGCUCUCUCUCUCUCUCUAGUAGUUUCUCUCUCUCUCUAGGCACUCUCUCUCUCUCUAGAUUCUCUCUUCUCUCUCUCUCUCUCUCUCUCUCUCUCUCUAGGCACUCUCUCUCUCAGGUAGUUUCUCUCUUUCUCUCUAGGCAUUCUCUCUCUCUCUCUAGGCAUUGUUCUCUCUCUCUCUCUCUAGGCACUCUCUCUCUCUCUCUAGGUCCAUUCUCUCUUUCUCUCUCGGCACUCAUCUCUCUCUCUAGGCACUCUCUCUCUCUAGGUAGUUUCACUCUCUUUCUCUUUAAAUACUCUCUCUCUAGGCAGUAUCACUCUCUUUCUCUCUUGGAACUCUCUCUCUCGGUAGUUUCUCUCUCUUUCUCUCUAGUAGUUUCUUUCUUUCUCUCUAAGCACUUUCUCUCUCUCUCUCUAGGCAGUUUCACUCUCUUUCUCUCUUGGAACUCUCUCUCUCUCUCUCUCUUGGUAGUUUCUUUCUCUUUCUCUCUAGCUCUCUCUCUCUCUCUAGGCAGUUUCACUCACUUUCUCUCUUGGAACUCUCUCUUUCUAGGUAGUUUCUCUCUCUCUUUCUCUCUAGGCACUCUCUCUCUAUGUAGUGUUUCUCUCUAUCUCUCUCUAGGCACUCUCUCUGUAGAUAGUUUCUCUCUCUUUCUCUCUAGGCACUCCUUCUGUCUUUAUAUGCAUCUCAAAGACGAUCGCAUUAGAUAUUUCAAAGGCUUUUGA
Acanthosepion pharaonis is the source of this 2004-nucleotide messenger RNA. The record is from the annotation of a GenBank genome assembly. Lineage: Eukaryota; Metazoa; Mollusca; Cephalopoda; Sepiida; Sepiidae.